Messenger RNA from Plasmopara halstedii, 1584 nucleotides. RefSeq names its product Domain of unknown function DUF2088. The record is from RefSeq and is a predicted model, not a curated record. The transcript has 8 exons. NCBI's taxonomy places the organism in Eukaryota, Oomycota, Peronosporomycetes, Peronosporales, Peronosporaceae. Gene Ontology annotation, molecular function: lactate racemase activity. Bases 1 to 1584 code for a protein of 527 amino acids.
AUGUGUACGCGUAAUCAAAAUACGGUAUCUUUCCCGCUCGUUACACGUUGCCCGCUCACGCAGCCGGCAGCAGAUGGGCUCAAAGGCGAUGGUACAGCAGAGCGCUACAGCAAAAACAAAACUGCUGAUAUUUUAGCACUAAAGAACUUUACUGACGAUCGAGACGUGUAUCUCCGAGCACUGUGCUGCUCGAAGGACACCGAGUUGUCAGACGCACAACUUCGCGAGAUUGUGCGAGCUACAUUGCAAAAGCUCGAGACGCAACGCGGUGAUGAAUUUAAGAAGGUGGCGAUCGUUCCCCCAGACUUUACGCGAUUCCAUUCCAAGUCGGGGGUGCUGUCGCAGUAUGCCUAUGAAUAUUUAAAGGGAAGAGUUACGGACGUACUACCGGCACUGGGAACACACGAUGCCAUGACAGAUGAGGAGAUCAGCAAAAUGUUUGGUGACAUACCGAAAGAUCUUUUUCGUGUGCAUGACUGGAGGAAUGACGUUGUAACCAUUGGGGAGGUGCCUGCAGAGCUCGUCUUAAAGGCAAGCGAUGGCAAAGUUAACGAGCCGUGGCCAGCCCAAAUCAACAAACUUUUGUGGGAUGGUGGUCAUGAUCUGGUGCUAUCUAUCGGCCAAGUUGUUCCCCAUGAGGUUAUGGGUAUGGCUAAUUUCAACAAGAAUAUUUUUGUUGGCACUGGCGGAAGCGAAGGUAUCAACUUUUCGCAUUUCAUUGGAGCUGUUUACGGAAUGGAACGAAUGAUGGGACGUGCCGACAAUCCAUUGCGUCGUAUUCUCAAUUACGCUUCAGUUCACUUUCUUAAAAAGCUCCCACUUAUCUACAUACAAACUGUGAUUGGCCGCGGGGGAAACGGCGACCUCGUGACUCGUGGUGUGUUUAUAGGUGACGAUGAAGAAUGCUUUAUGAAGGCUGCUGAGCUAUCCCUGGAAGUAAACUUCGAGCUUCUGGAUGCACCACUUGAUAAAGUGGUUGUGUAUCUGGACCCGAAAGAAUUCAAAUCUACGUGGCUCGGCAACAAGUCUAUUUAUCGCACACGCAUGGCUAUUGCAGAUAAUGGCGAGCUCAUCGUGCUUGCUCCUGGGGUGGCGCGCUUUGGAGAAGACAAACGAAUUGACGAACUUAUUCGCAAGUAUGGUUAUCGCACGACCCCGGAGGUGCUUGCUCAUCUAAAUGCCAAUCGCGACUUGAUGAAGAAUCUAAGUGCCGCAGCUCAUCUAAUCCACGGCUCCUCGGAGGGCCGCUUUCGUAUUACAUACUGCCCGGGACAGCUUUCGCAGGAGAAAAUCGAAGGUGUGGGUUUUGGCUAUGGGGAGUUGAAGGAAAUGAUGGCCAAGUAUCCAGUGGAGAAAUUGCAGGAUGGCUGGAAUGUGGACGCGAACGGCGAGCGAUUCUUCUAUAUAUCAAACCCAGCAUUAGGUCUAUGGGCUUAUCGUGGUCGGUUUGAAAGUUCCUCGACGCCUGAUUCUACCUUAACGUCUGCAAGUAGAACAACAGAGACCAACCUCGCUACGUCUGCGGAUCCAAGUCAAGCAUGUGUUGACGCUGGUGUCGGUGGCGGCCCUUUUCAACACACGUAA